ACUAAUGAUUCACUCCGAGUGAGAUAAAUUUUUGACCUAAUAGAUGAUGAGACACCGUGAUAUCUGAUCCAGGAAAAAAUAAAAAAGCCUAAAAACGAACGAACGAAAGGAUCCUCCCUCUUCUCUUCUCACACACACAUGCUCUCUGGAAGAAGCAACUUCAAGUCUUCAACGAUGGCUACGAAUUCGAUUACCUCAUCCUCCUUCCGAUUAGUAACAACGAGAAUCCCUCUCUCCCUCUUCCGAAAAACCCCACCUCUCCUUUCAUUCCCCACAAAACCCUUUUUCUCAAAACCCAUCACCUUCCAGAGACUUCAACCAACACCACCACCACAAUCAUCAUCAUCAUCAACAUCAGCAUCCCUUCAACCCAUCGAAGACCUACCUCCGAAGCUCCAAGAAAUCGUGCACCUCUUCCAAUCCGUCCCCGAACCCAAAGCCAAAUACGAACAGCUCCUCUUCUACGGCAAGAACCUCAAACCCCUCGAACCCCAAUUCAAAACCAACGACAACAAGGUCCAAGGCUGCGUCUCCCAGGUCUGGGUCCGAGCCUACCUCGACCCGAACCGCAACGUCGUCUACGAAGCCGACUCCGACUCCGGCCUCACCAAGGGCCUCGCCGCGCUCCUCGUCCAGGGUCUCUCGGGUCGACCCGUUAAUGAAAUCAUUCGGGUCACACCCGAUUUCGCCACGCUGUUAGGGUUGCAGCAGAGCUUGACCCCUUCGAGAAACAACGGGUUCUUGAACAUGCUGAAAUUGAUGCAGAGGAAGGCUCUUAUGUUGUACGUGGAAGCUGAAAAGGGGGGUGGUGAGUUCAAUUCAGAAACUGAUGUCAUUGUUGAGAAUUCUGCAAGUGGUGGAGAAAGUUCUGAUCUUGGUGGUGAUUCUGAGAUAGCAUCGGUGCCAGAAUUUCAGGGUGAUGAGAAUGUGGAAUUGGGGGGGAGGGGGAAGAGGGGCAUUGUUGAGGAUUCAAGUGGUGGAGAAAGUUCAGAAACUGUUGAUGAGAAUAUGGAAUUGUGGGGGAGGGGGAAGAGGAUAAGGGAGAAAUUGGAGAAGGAGCUUGAGCCUGUUGAGUUGGAAGUGGAAGAUGUGUCUUAUCAGCAUGCAGGGCAUGCUGGGGUAAGAGGGAGUGAUGGGGAGACUCACUUUAAUGUUAGAGUUGUGUCUAAAGAGUUUGAAGGGAAGAGUUUGGUUAAGAGGCAUAGGCUUAUCUAUGGCCUGCUUCAAGAGGAGUUGGAUGCUGGACUGCACGCGUUGUCGAUCGUGGCCAAGACGCCGGCCGAAGUUGAAGGGUGAGCGUGAGACUCCGAGAGUUAGCUAGAAUGGUGGAAGAGAGGUCAAGGUUUUUUUUCUCUCCUUUGUCACUUUUUGUGUUUGAGGAUGGAUGUAUGGAUUUUCAUUGUUGAACCAGAAUGGUGAUUGUUUGUUAGAAGGGCACUUUCUAUUUGUUAGAAAAUGCACCGAUGAAUUUAGAUUUUGUAGAAGCUAUGGCUUUCAUUCCCAUACUGUAACAAUUUUGCCAUUUGAAAGAAGAAAGAUGAUUGUGUGGCUUCUAGACUUAAUUUGGGUGAAUUUGCCUUAUUGUUAUGGUCAUUUGAUUUUUUGAGUGA
Messenger RNA from Glycine soja, 1610 nucleotides. RefSeq names its product sufE-like protein 1, chloroplastic/mitochondrial. The coding region runs from base 139 to 1296 and encodes 385 amino acids. The record is from RefSeq and is a predicted model, not a curated record. The transcript has a single exon. Lineage: Eukaryota; Viridiplantae; Streptophyta; Magnoliopsida; Fabales; Fabaceae.